Molecule: messenger RNA, 1663 nt
Organism: Xyrauchen texanus (razorback sucker)
Lineage: Eukaryota; Metazoa; Chordata; Actinopteri; Cypriniformes; Catostomidae
Product: ATPase PAAT-like
Exons: 7
Coding region: 62-1150 (362 amino acids)
Source: RefSeq, a predicted model, not a curated record
CUGGACUCAUAUACUCUCAUAUCGCGGCAGUUCUUCUGGCAGUAAAGAUAAUUUGUCCAGGAUGAACAGCUGUAAAGACGGUCUGAUCUCCGUGUACAGCUCAUGGUCGAUCUCGUCACAGAAGCAGCUGUCUGACGUCAUCAUUACAACACAAAACAACAAACCCACUGAUGACGCCUGCAGCUUUCAACAUGACAGGUGUGAAGCAGUGUGUUUGGAUCGAGCAGAGGAGGACUGUCCAUGUGUCAUCACGCUGAUGUGUACACCAAACUCUCCAGCUGUGAUCAGCAGUCUUCAGGUGCUCAGUGAAGCACGCACUAUUGAAGUGUACUCGCUGUCUGGAGAAUACUGGGGCACCUGCCGUGGGGAGCAAGUUCAAAGAUCACACAGUGACGGUUUUGAGGACAAGAGCUCUUUCUACAGGAAUUGUGUGGUGUUGGAAAGUCCUGCUGCAUCCUGUGAGAUGAAGCUGCUGUCUCUGGGUGGACGCUCCUCUGUGGCUAUCGUCUGCCUAAGUGUGGGACUGGAGACGCUCAAGGACAGGCAGGAAAGUGCGAGCGUGGAUCCAGGCAUUGACCUUCAGCGUGUGCAGGCUAUGAUGGAGGAGAUGGGCACCACCCUCUCACCAGGAGCUCAGAACCUCAUGGAGCUGGUGCAGUGCCAGCAGAAGAAUAAAUCAGACAUGCUGGGUGGAUUCAUUCCUUUGCUCAUGGGAGGAGGAGCUUUAAGCUGUCUGUCAAGAGGAGGUGGAGCUUCCAGAUCUGUAGGGAUGGAGUCAGGUCAACAUCAGCCGAAUCUGUCCAGCAGUGAACACGACCAGAUCCCAGGUGUCAUGUCGUCUCUGCUGAGCUCUAACACAGACCCGAUCAGCCCAGGGCUGUUGCCCAUGUUGCAGAGCGUAUGUGGUCAGGUCACACGCCUCCGUCUGGAGGAGGCCACGACUCCAGAGAGGAAGAGGAAUGGAGAGCGGGAGGAUCAUAUGUGCUGUGGAGGCUUUGAGCAGGUACUGGAGAAGGUUGUGGAGAAGAGAAUGGAGGAGAUGGAGAGGAGACUAAAGGAACAUCUGGACAUGCGUCUGGAUGCUCUUCAGCAGAGACUGGAGAUCACACUUCAACAGGCACUCUCUCAAACACCCCAACAUCCACACUAAUACACAACCUGAACGCUUUUAAACACUCAUAUUCUUCAAUAAAGGGACAUUUAACCAGAAUCCAUGUUAACUAUCCCUUUAUAUCAUUCAUGUUUUGCCAACAGUUUGACAUUCAAAUGUCUGUCCCAAGAGACACCGGUUGAGUGUUUCACUGACUUCACCAUUCACAAACCGUUCUUAAUAACUGUUUUACUGUUGAUGCUACUUAUAAUGUAUUCUUUUAUUCAAAAGACAUUACUCUCGCUGCUACAAGAAAAACAUUCUAUCAUUUUGACUGUUAUAAACGACUUAUUCUUACAGAUUAGUACACAUGUUAAUUGUCCGCACAGCUUUAGAUGGUGGUUAAAGAGAAUGAUUGCACUGACUGUCUGUGUUUGUGACGACAGAGGCCUGUAAUAUUACCUGAAUUGCCACUGUGAAUUGACUUUGUGUAAGUAUGUUUACACUGAUCAUACUGGAGAACUAAAGACAAAAAAAAGAAACAAUAUUAAAAGCUAUUUAUACUAAAACUAA